UUGAUAAUAGUCAAAUUCAAAUUCCUGCUGCAAUGGAAACAUCAAAUACUACUACUGUAGAUGCUGCAUUUUUUUGUGAUUACCAUGAUCCACAUGAUUUCAUAAAAUAUGUUUUAAAGAUUUUAGAUAAUAAUGUCAGAAAUUGGAGAAAACUAACAAUGUAUGCGAACUAUACUUCAGUUAUACAGGCAAGUGGCAUGGAAUAUUUACUCAGUUCCUAUGAUGAAUUACAUUAUGUUGCAUACUUUAUUGCUUGUCUGGACAAACUGGCAGAAACACCUGGUAUAAGUUCAAUUGAUUGGUAUCAUUUGCAAAUUGCUAGGGAAAGUAAUUAUAUAAGUCAGGAAGAUGCCCAAAAAUUUUGGCAAGAUAUCAUAUCACAUAUGGAGAAAUUGAAAAGUACCUUUAAAAAUGCUGACCCAACAGCAAUUUUGUGUAGUUAUAAUAAUGUCAUCAAAAUUUAUCCUAAAAUUCGUGGAAUUACUAUGGACAAGAAUAUAUUACGUAUCUGUUUUGUGUUUGAUGAAUCACGGUGCCUUUUAAAAGUUGGUCCUAAAAUUGGUGCAGGGGGUCAAGAUAAAAUU
Messenger RNA from Entrophospora candida, 584 nucleotides. The record is from the annotation of a GenBank genome assembly. Lineage: Eukaryota; Fungi; Glomeromycota; Glomeromycetes; Entrophosporales; Entrophosporaceae.